AUGCAGCGACGCUACGGGGACGCUGUGUAUGUUGUCCCACGAGCAAGCAGUAUUAAGGUGGAGUGGGGUUGGAUGUCUACGCUCGAUGUGGAUUUACUGUGUAGUCACAUUCUAUUGGAUCGGUGUCCGCGUUGGAAGUACUGGAUCAAUCUAACUGGUCACGAGUUUCCCCUGAGAACAAACUGGGAGCUAGUUCGAGCUUUGACUAUACUCAACGGGUCGAAUUUGAUCGAUGGAAUGUACAGACGUCGAAAUAUGGACCGGUUCCCACUGCAUCUGAAGUUCAACUUCCCGUUCACAUGGUAUAAAGGAGGCGCGCAUAUUGUCGCCCGCCGGGAAUUUGUACACUUUGUACAUAAUGACGAACGUGCCAAACUCAUCCUCCAGGCAUUGCGUGACUUCGAACAGUCGGAGAACAAAGGCAUCGUUGCAGACGAAACAUACUUCCCCACUUUAAACCACAAUCCAGAUUCUAUUCCCGCACCUGGCGCAUUUCUGGGCGUGCAUGAAUCGGAUGAAUUUACACCACCUAUCCGAGUCAAAGUAUGGUCUGAUCAAAACAUGCCUUGCCACAGUGGCAAAUGGGUCAGGACUAUCUGCAUGCUGGGACUCCGUGAAGUAGACUGGUUGAUGGGUAGACCGGAAUUUUUCGCCAACAAAUUUAUUCCGUCAGUAGAACCAGAAGGCUAUGCCCGAUUGGAGCGAUGGAUUUCCGAGAAAAUAAAAUACGAAGCUGUAGUUGGUGACUUGCAUCCUUCCUUUAACACGACACAUUAUCUUUCUCUUGAAUUGCGAUGGAACCACUUGUAAACUGCCUUCUCCUUUCACGUUCGCACUUCUGUCGUUGUUUAGAAGAGUACGAUUUU
Molecule: messenger RNA, 866 nt
Organism: Dicrocoelium dendriticum
Lineage: Eukaryota; Metazoa; Platyhelminthes; Trematoda; Plagiorchiida; Dicrocoeliidae
Source: the annotation of a GenBank genome assembly